AUGGCGACAGUGCCGCUCCACCGGAUCCGGUUCUACGACCACAGCCCCUCCCCCAUCGCCGCCCUCGCCUUCCCCCCCCGGCCCCUCCCCCCGCCAGCCAACCCCGCGAGUCUCCCCGCCCACCCCCAACCCCACGAACAGUUUGGCGCCCUCGUCCUGGCGAGGGAGAAUGGCGAGGUCGAGAUCUGGGAGUAUGUGCGGGACGAGGAGAGGAGUAUGUCGAGUAACUGGGUGCUGCAAAAAACCCUUCCCCCGACUUUGACCCACCCCACCAUCUCCCAGAUCGCCCUCGUCCUCCGCUCUCCUUCUUCAUUCGAAUCCAAGCCAUACUCUGUCCCCCAAAUACCCGACCUUCGUCUUUUUACCGCCGGAUCCGACUCUUCCGACUUGGUUGAGCGGUGUCUCGAUUCCGGCCGGGUUCUGCAGACGCACCAGAUCCCCCAAGCGCCGCUCUGGAGUUUGGCAGUCGCCCCGACACAGGAUCUGCUCGUCAUGGCCACGACCUCGCCAAACCUGCACUUUCUGUCGAUACCCCCCGCUUCCAUGUUGGACCCGUCCCCCGCUCUCGCGCCCCCGCCCUCGCACCUUCUCCGCUCCGACGCGCUUCCGUCCAGGACGCGGACGGUCUCGAUCGCCUUUGCGCCGCCAGCGCUGGUGAGGGUGGGGAGGGAGCAGGAUGAUGAGUGGGAGUGGAGGAAUACGGGGUUGGUCACUGGGAAUUCGGACAGCUCGUGGAGGAGGUGGGAGAUUCCCCCGCCGAAUGAUGGGUCGAGGAUUGGGCCGAGCCGGGUUCUGUUGAAGGGGAGGGCGAAAGCGACUAUCGUCUGGAAUGUUGGUGUGCUACCUGACAAUUCUGUCGUCACGACCGACUCUCUCGGCAGCAUCACCUUCUGGGACCCCAUCACCCUCGCCCAAAAACAAACUUUCCGCGCCCACAAAGCCGACAUUAUGGCGCUCACCAUCGGCCCCCGCGGCGAAUCCAUCUUUACCUCUGGCCCGGACCAGCGCAUCUGUCAGUUUGUCUUGUCGGCGGAAGGGCAGUGGGUGAUGGUAGCCGGCAAGAGGGUACAUGCGCACGAUGUCAAGGCGCUCGCGGUCUUUCCUGCGUAUCUCCCUAUUGCCAACCAUCAUCCUCUUGCGCCGCAGGCAGUCAAUCCGGGGUACGCCCCCGUGCUCGUCUCGGGCGGUCUGGAUAUGACGCCCACUUUUACUUCUGCAGCUUCCCCUUCUUCUCCUUCCCCCUCGGGCACACCCCUACGCUCUGCGUUGAGCAAGCCGAAACCGACAUCGGGCAAGCAGGCAGUCACGUUUGAAGAAUCCUUCCCCCGCCGGAUGGGCUAUCUCAGCGGCGGACCCUUGGGCGGGUACGUAGCCCUCAGCAAAGGCGCGCGGUUGGUCGUUGGGCGGCGGGAGAGGAGUGUGGGGAUUUGGAGAGUGCAGGAGGAUGAGAGUGGGUGGGAGAAGGUUUUGGAGAUGGAGUUGAGGUUGAGAACGCAUUUGAUCUCGUCUGCGAUUUCGGAAGAUGGAAAGUGGCUCGCGGUGUCGGAUCUGUACGAGACCAAGCUCUUCUUCCUCGCAUCUACUUCCGCUGGAACACUCAAACCACAACGCAUAUCCACCUUCCUCCCCACCCUCUCCUCUUCUCCCCUCCUCACCCAUCUCGCCAUCCCAUCAAAAGGCUGCGGCGCAAGUUCCCUCCUGUUCACCCCCGACUCUCAACGGUUCAUCCUCGGCCUCCAAUCAUCCGGCCAAGUGCUCGUCCUCGAGCUGCCGCAGGCAGACGGAGACGAUGCGGGUGUGAAGGGGAAGGGGAAGGAAGUGGGCGUCGUCAAGUGUUUCGAGAGGAAAGAGAGGGUUGUGGAUGGGAGGGUUAUUAAGGGACGGGAAGAGGUGAAUGGGGCGGUCAAUGGGCAUGUGGAUGGGGAUGUCUCGAUGAACGGGGAUGACGAGAAAGAGGAGGAGGAGGAGGAGGAGGAGGAGGAAGUGGUUGGAAAGAAGAAGCAGAAGGAGGAACUGCAGGCGUGGGUAUCGAGUCUGGCGGCGAGUGCGGAUGGGCAGUGGUUGGGCGUUGCGGAUUUGAAGGGACGGAUCAGUUUGUACGCUACCCUCCCUACCCUGCCUUUCCCUCCGACAUCCCUGUCAUUCCCCCCAUCCACCCCUUUACUCGCGAUCCUCACGCCGACCAACAAUAUCUCAUUCUACCACCUCGAACACCGCCGCCUGCUGCCGCCUUCUCCCGAGCUCGAAAAGUUCCUCGGCGCUUUUGAGAGUUUGCACACCCCCGCCCACGGGAUUAUCUGGACAUCCGCCACCUCUCCCGAAGGUAAGGAGGGGAAAGCCGUCAAGGCCAUCGCGUGGGGCACGGAUUACCUCGCAACUAUCAAGCUUGAUGUGGAGAGUCUAGUCAGGCGGAGGAGGGUGGAGGGGUCGCCGGCGGUUUCUACGACGACGACGGUGGCAGGCUCGGUGGGGGCGGGGGUGGGCAAGGCGAGUCGGAAGAAGCGCGCGAGGGAGGCUCGGCAGGCGAGGGAGCAUUUGUCGUCCCUCACCCCUACGCCUUUGGGCUCUGUACCCUCGACGCCUGUCUCCGUGUCGGAGGAGAUGAAGCAUCAGCAUCUAGGGGGCGAGGGGAGGGAGGAUUAUUACAAUAUAGUGACGGACAGGUUCAGGUCGAUCCUCGGGGUCGGGUGGUUGGGAGAGGAAGGGGAGGUGGGGGUUGUGGAGAGGCCGUGGGGCGAUUUCGUUGGGGAUCUGCCGGGCGUGUUUUGGAGUGCUGGGUAUGGGAGGAGCUGA
Cryptococcus wingfieldii CBS 7118 is the source of this 2793-nucleotide messenger RNA. RefSeq lists its product as hypothetical. Gene Ontology annotation, biological process: maturation of SSU-rRNA from tricistronic rRNA transcript (SSU-rRNA, 5.8S rRNA, LSU-rRNA). The transcript has 7 exons. Bases 1 to 2793 code for a protein of 930 amino acids. Gene Ontology annotation, cellular component: small-subunit processome; 90S preribosome; t-UTP complex. NCBI's taxonomy places the organism in Eukaryota, Fungi, Basidiomycota, Tremellomycetes, Tremellales, Cryptococcaceae. The record is from RefSeq and is a predicted model, not a curated record. Gene Ontology annotation, molecular function: protein binding; RNA binding.